Cicer arietinum (chickpea) is the source of this 1847-nucleotide messenger RNA. RefSeq lists its product as uncharacterized. Gene Ontology annotation, cellular component: GPI-anchor transamidase complex; membrane. The record is from RefSeq and is a predicted model, not a curated record. Lineage: Eukaryota; Viridiplantae; Streptophyta; Magnoliopsida; Fabales; Fabaceae. Gene Ontology annotation, biological process: attachment of GPI anchor to protein.
AAAAAAAAAUUGUGUAAUCCUUUACAGACAUUUUAUCAAGCACAUACAAUGCAGUUAUAUGGUGAAAAAUAGUUCAAUUUUGUAAUCAGUAUAACAAAUACAAAUGAAAGUUAGUGCUUCAAGCAAGUGAGAAAUUAAAUACUAAAAACAAAAUUAUAAUCAAACAAAGUAGUGAGAUUAUCUAGAUGUUGUUUGAAUAUCUCGAACACAAUUUAACUUCAUCCCAAUUUCACGUUGUAAAUGCAUAAUUGACUUGGAGUUUAUGUGAAGCUAGGAAUUGUGGUUUACAAAAUAAUUGAUAAAUAAAUUCAGACAUUCAUCAGCAUCACCGGCGUAUCUGAACCAAUCGCACUCCAAAAACUCGAGGACUUAAUUGAAUCUGAGCCUAACCCUGAGCUUGCCCAUGCAGUUUCAUUGUCCCUGAAGCCCAGUGCUUUAACUUUGGCUUUUCUAUAAAUAUUGGAAAUUUGGAGCCUGAAUUGCUUCUGACAUAAAAUGAAUCCAGACAGCAGAGCAAGAAAAAGCACGCCUUGUACAAGAAGGUGAUUUCGGAGCAUCUACUGCAGGGCCAUCCAAGGCACCGGGAGUUGAAUAGGGGUUUCAAUCCUCAGCCCACACCUCUUGCAUAUCACCCACCUUCACCAAUCCAAAUAUCAACGAAAACGGAAACGGCGAUGGGGAAGAAGAAGGUUCAAUGGUUCUGCACUUGGAUUUUUGGUUCCAUAAUUUUUAGACUCAUUCUCAUCUACUUCCCCAGAAACCUCAACCUCUCUUCUCGCCCUGAAGUCUCCACUCCUCUCACCAGCAUUCGUCGCCUUGCCGAGGGUUACUGGUUGAAGCAGUCAUCAAUGUCACCUUAUGCUGGUUCAAUGUACCAUGGUUCUCCUUUGUUGUUGACACUUCUCGGACCACUCACAGUUACAAGAAUUGAAGGACAGCCUGAUUAUCUUUUAUGCAGUUUGGUUUUUGUGAUGGCAGAUGUUGUCACUGCAAUGCUCAUUUGUGCUGCUGGUAAAAAACUUCAGGCGGCAUACAGUUCAAGUUUACAAUUCAUUGGCCUUCAUCACUUAUCAGAGAAUUCAGAUGUUCUUCGUUCAGGGGAAUUUGCUGCUCUUGUAUACUUGUGGAAUCCUUUUACAAUUGUUGCAUGUGUUGGUCUAUCUACUUCUGCAAUUGAGAACCUGAUGGUUGUGUUAUCCCUUUAUGGAGCAUGCGCACGACUAGCUCCGGUGGCAGCUUUUGGGUGGGUUAUGGCUACGCAUUUGUCUCUGUACCCAGCAAUCCUUAUUAUCCCACUAAUAUUGUUAUUGGGGUAUGGUCCUGAUGCUCCUCCUAGGAAAUUAUUCUGGCAAAGGAAAAAUCCUGAAGUUGAUAAUCCCACCUCAAGCGAUAGGAGUUGUUUAGAAGAUGAGUCGAUCAAUGAGAAAAGGAUGCUGAAUGUAUUCUCAUGGAGGCCAGUUGUUCUUUUAUUGUUCUGGGCUUUGCUGUGGUCAUCCUAUGUUUUAGUCCUCUGUGGCAUCUAUGUCCAACAGCACGGUGGUCUACGGGAGAUGUUCAAAAGAACUUAUGGCUUCAUUCUAACCAUACAAGAUCUAUCUCCAAACAUCGGAGCUUUGUGGUACUUUUUCGCAGAAGUUUUUGACUUCUUCAGAAGUUUCUUCCUGAUAGUAAUCCAUGGGAAUAUUCUUUUGAUGAUAGUACCAUUAGCCUUACGUCUUAAUCACCGACCAUUCUUUCUAGCUUUUGUAUACAUUGUGAUUUCUUCCAUGUUGAAGUCUUAUCCUUCUGUAAGUUGUUUUUUCUCCAUUAAUUUCUUCUUUUACCUUGAUUGAAAUUAGCUCUUGAAA